AUGUCGUCAAAGCUCAUCAAGUCCAAAUCCUUUUCAGUUCACUCCUUGAAGGACUACCCUCCCGUCCGACACGAGACGUUUGAUUUUAGUCAGAACGACCCCUAUACGGCCAAGACAUGGCUAAAGCAGAUCGAGAUGACUGCUAAGCUGUGCAAAUUACCCGAUACCGACUGGCCGACCGCGUCUAUCCUCAAGCUCCGAGGCGUUGCCCAAGUCUGGGGACAGAGCUUGGAUGAGGCCCAUCCUGAACUCACUUGGACCGAGUUCAAGGCUGCCUUCAGUCGCCAGUUUGGCACUGACGAGCUGGAGUCUACACAUCGCAACAACCUCGCAGCCGUCGUCUGGGACAGAAGCGAUACCCCGAACUCGUAUUUCCAACGUUAUGAGUUCGCUGCUGCCCCCAUUGCCUCUAAGUUAACCGAUGCCCCGCUUGCUCUCGACAUCCAGUAA
Linnemannia hyalina is the source of this 450-nucleotide messenger RNA. NCBI's taxonomy places the organism in Eukaryota, Fungi, Mortierellomycota, Mortierellomycetes, Mortierellales, Mortierellaceae. The record is from the annotation of a GenBank genome assembly.